Rhipicephalus microplus (southern cattle tick) is the source of this 2948-nucleotide messenger RNA. It is a transcript of the gene ThrRS, whose product is annotated as threonine--tRNA ligase. Gene Ontology annotation, cellular component: mitochondrion; cytoplasm. The record is from RefSeq and is a predicted model, not a curated record. Gene Ontology annotation, molecular function: threonine-tRNA ligase activity; ATP binding. NCBI's taxonomy places the organism in Eukaryota, Metazoa, Arthropoda, Arachnida, Ixodida, Ixodidae. Gene Ontology annotation, biological process: threonyl-tRNA aminoacylation.
CAAGUUUUGGAUCCUGUUUCGCACGAUGUUUUCUCUUUUGCGUCAUGGCGGCCAACGUGUCGGACCAAGUGGAAGCGAUGAGUUUAGGCGACCAUGAAAAGGUGGCUGCGAAAGCAGAUUCAAAGGCUCCAGUCACAGAGCUGAAGCCAUGGCCAGCGUUCAUUGAGGAACGAAUCCGUCUGUGGGAUGAACUAAAAGCACGUCAUGAACAAGAGCUAGCAGCUAAGACCAGUGUCCCCAUCACGGUAACGCUACCCGACGGAAAGCAAGUGCCUGCGGAGUCGUGGAAGACCACCCCGUACCAGGUGGCUGCUGGCAUCAGCAAGGGGCUCGCUGACAAUGUUGUCAUUGCGAAGGUAAACAAGGUUCUUUGGGAUCUGGAUCGUCCCCUUGAAGAAGACUGCACCUUGGAGCUGUUAAAGUUUGACGACAAAGAGGGUGAGCAGGUGUUCUGGCACUCCAGUGCACACAUUCUUGGAGAAGCACUGGAAAGGCUUUAUGGAGGCUGCCUCUGCUAUGGACCACCCAUCGAGGGAGGCUUCUACUACGACAUGCACUUGAAUGAAGGGGGCGUGUCGGCUGUGGACCACCCUUCGAUUGAGACGCUCAUGCGCAACAUUGUCAAGGAGCGUCAGCCCUUUGAGCGGUUGGAGCUGGCCAAGGAAGACUUGCUGCGCAUGUUUGAGUACAACCCGUUCAAGGUGCGCAUCCUGAAAGAGAAGGUGCAGACGCCCACCACAACUGUGUACAGGUGUGGGCCCCUGAUUGAUCUUUGCAGAGGACCUCAUGUGCGCCACACAGGCAAAGUCAAGGCACUUCAGGUCACAAAGAAUUCGUCAGCAUAUUGGGAAGGCAAGGCAGAUGCAGAGUGCCUACAGCGAGUGUACGGCAUCUCUUUUCCCGACACCAAGCAGCUUAAGGAGUGGCAGCGUUUCCAGGAAGAAGCUGCCAAGCGAGACCAUCGCAAGAUUGGCCGGGAACAAGAGCUCUUCUUCUUCCAUGAGUUAAGCCCUGGUAGUUGCUUCUUCUUGCCCAAUGGAGCACACAUCUACAACACCCUUGUUGAUCUGAUCAAGUCGGAGUACCGAAAACGAGGAUUUCAGGAAGUUGUCAGUCCGAAUAUCUAUAACAGUAAGCUCUGGCAGACAUCUGGACACUGGCAGCACUAUCAGGACAACAUGUUCUCUUUUGAUGUUGAGAAGGAGAAAUUUGCCUUGAAACCAAUGAACUGCCCAGGACACUGUCUGAUGUUUGAUGUGCGUCCACGUUCAUGGCGAGAAUUGCCUCUGCGAAUGGCCGACUUUGGUGUGCUGCAUCGCAACGAACUUUCUGGGGCCCUGACAGGUCUCAUAAGAGUGCGGCGUUUCCAACAAGAUGAUGCGCAUAUCUUCUGUGCACCCCAACAGAUAGUCACAGAAAUGAAGGGGGCAUUGGACUUCCUCAAGCACAUUUACUCCAUCUUUGGCUUCACAUUUGAGCUCAAGCUGUCCACGAGGCCAGAGAAGUACUUGGGAGACAUUGAAGUCUGGAAUGAUGCCGAAAAGCAACUAGAGCAGUCUCUCAACGAGUUUGGUUAUCCUUGGACGCUAAACCCUGGCGAUGGAGCAUUUUAUGGUCCCAAGAUUGACAUUACCAUCAUGGAUGCUUUGCGGCGGCAACACCAGUGCGCCACCAUCCAGCUUGAUUUCCAGUUGCCGAUCCGGUUUAACCUGAACUACAUUAGUGAAAGUGGAGAGAAGAUGCGCCCAGUCAUCAUUCAUCGGGCCAUCCUGGGCUCCGUAGAGCGCAUGAUCGCUAUACUCACUGAGAACUUUGCUGGGAAGUGGCCUUUCUGGCUCUCGCCGCGCCAGGUCAACUUGGUGCCAGUAGGCUCGACUUAUGAUGACUACGCACUAAAAGUGAGAGACCAGCUGCGCGAGGCUGGUUUCCGUUGCGAUGCUGACCUUGACCCUGGCUGUACGCUCAACAAGAAGAUUCGCAAUGCCCAGCUUGAUCAAUACAACUUCAUCUUAGUUGUUGGUGAUAAAGAGAAGACAUCUGGAACUGUGAACGUCCGCACACGCGAUAACAAGGUGCAUGGAGAAUUCUCCUUGGACGAUCUUGUGGAACGCCUGAACCGCCUCAAGAGGGAAUUUCUCCCCGACGACAAGUUCUGAAUGACUCUUAUCAGUGGCAUUAAAUGCAUACUUUGCUGCGAACAAAGCAGCACAGUCUGUUUGACAUUUCAAACCAGGACAGAAGUGCUUUAUUUAUAAACUUGAAAGAUUGUAUAAUGGAAGCAGUCUCAGACCGGCAUGCUUUAUUCGUUUGCAGGAAAAACAAAACAGCUUGUUCAUUCUUUUCUUGUGGCGUUUGCAUAUUGUUUUGAAGAUUAAGCUAGCUCAAAGAGGAAACAAAUUAGGAAGAUGAAGUUCUGCUUUAUACAUGCUGCCGCAUGCUUUUAGCAAAGACACCUGCUUUUAUUCCUGUAAGGUCAGAGUAUUUAAAAGGCCCCCUCACUUUCGUGUAUUAAAUAUGGUGAUCUAAAAAAGAACGUUCUGUUGUUUUAGCCAAGGAAAGCAUGCACUAGUGGGUCAUGGUAUGGUGAUUCAGUACUGUCAGAUUGGAAAUGAAUAAAGGCCUGCAAUGACUUAACAUUUUCUAUAAAAUGUUCAAGGCAUUCGCAGUCUGAAGAUUUCGGUUAAUUUUACUCAAUAAUUAAAUGGUAGAACUGUUUAUGAAGUGCUGGAGAUGCACACAUGAGCAGCAGUGUCAAUAACAUGAUCUUGUGGUGUCAAGUACCUCUGGAGGAGACAAAACAGUUGAUUGCUAUGAUAAACUACUUGAACAUAGCACUCAUUGUUGCAUAGUGGUAUUCUAUUUCUCUGUGUUCCGGCAAGAACAGUUUUGCCCCAUGAAAGAUGUCUCAAGUUUCGUGGAAUCAUGAAUUACAUAAAAGACCAUCCACA